This is a messenger RNA of Hydatigera taeniaeformis, 489 nucleotides long. Lineage: Eukaryota; Metazoa; Platyhelminthes; Cestoda; Cyclophyllidea; Taeniidae. The record is from the annotation of a GenBank genome assembly.
AUGUGUGCCAGUGAUUCCAUUCUUGCUAUGCUUCCUACACCAACGUGUAAUGAGCUCAGCAGCAAGUGUCUAGGGCAUCGAGAUGGCUUGCAAGGUGUUGCGCCAGACUCCCUCACGAUGGGGAGCCGACUAGCUAGACGUGUAAUUGAUUUACAGGUCCGUGGUUGCAUGCUACACAUUCUACGCAAUCCUCUCCUUCCCAUUAUUCACUGCACUCGACCCACUCCAAACCACCGUCUCAAGAGUCAGCGUUUCACUGUAGGUAAAUCUGGUCCAGACUUAUGGCAAGUAGGCAACGCAACACCCACCAUACCAAUGGAGACCUGUGAAAUCAUGCUGGUGCACAUUGACAGCAAAUCGGCUGAUGUAUCCGCGCUUCGUGAGGACAUCGCAAAUCUGCGUGUUGAGUCACUGCGUCCUCUGUUAUCGAACAAGGCGGAGGGGAGGCAGUCGGCGACGCCCGCAGUCGACGGCAUUGCGAUUGGAUGA